AUGUCAACCACUUCGUCUCGACGUACGAAAGUCUCAUCACAUGAUUCCCAGGACCUCCAUGGCAGUCUCAAAGACAAGCCUCCUCUCCCUUACACGGUCGGCGCCGCGUUCACCGCAUAUCGUCACAAGCCCCCUGCGCCCUUUGGCCAUGGCUACGACAGUCCAUGGCCGCCGUUUAAGACAGGCAAGUUCUGGCUACCGCAGCUUGACUACUGCCUCUCGCAGUCGCCACUGCCUGGUCAUACGCUCAAGGAAUACUGCACACUCGCCAUCACGGACCUUAUCCGCACCGGAUACACAUAUAACGCGCAAGUUGUAGUAGUAAAUAAGACUAUGGUAGCUAAAAUUUAUGAUCCGCUCUACGACAACGGCUUCGAUUGCUACGACAAUAAGCGCGACGUUAUCGUCCUAGCCGACGGCGACUACUCGCGAGAAGCAGCCGCAUACGAAACUCUGCAGCGAUCGUCUGAAGCGCGGAAUUGCAUCCCAGACUACUACGGCAGCUGGACGAUACAGGGCUGGGUGGAGGAUGAUAUCGGGGCGGCGAAUGAAUGGCUUUGGGAAUGUUUUAGGGAGAGGGAGGAGUAUGUGCCGGUUGUUAGGGAUGAAGAUAGAGAGGAGUGUCCGAGGCUGGUCGAGGUGGAGGAGCUCACGGGAUGUAAUAGCAAGUCAUGCAUCACAAAAUAG
Pyrenophora tritici-repentis Pt-1C-BFP is the source of this 687-nucleotide messenger RNA. Lineage: Eukaryota; Fungi; Ascomycota; Dothideomycetes; Pleosporales; Pleosporaceae. The record is from RefSeq and is a predicted model, not a curated record.